Molecule: messenger RNA, 279 nt
Organism: Linum tenue
Lineage: Eukaryota; Viridiplantae; Streptophyta; Magnoliopsida; Malpighiales; Linaceae
Source: the annotation of a GenBank genome assembly
AUGGCAAACCACAGGAUCUCUCUGCCUCUCCUGUUUCUACUGCUUUCUCUCUCUGCCAAUCAUUACUCAACUACUGCAGAAGCAAGAACACUUCCCUUCUCAUCUACUCACCUCGGAUCUUCAAAGAUUUUUGCAACUCUGGGAGUCAUUUGUAAGUGCUGCGACAAUAGAGAGGGUGAGAAUGGUGAAUGCGCAAGCUCCUGGGAAGGGUCCUGUAGCGAUGUCCAGUGCCUUCCCUGGAGAAGUGGGAAGCAGCUUUCUCUGCCAACAGCCGGCUAA